UCAGUACCUUUCUCGGUAGUCCCUGGAUUUUGGCGGGUCUGGGUUGUGACGUAGGCUUCGUCACAGUGUAGUGGGAGGGGCUUGGAGUGCAGCGGGAGGCCGGUGUUAGCAGCUGCGGUCGGAGCUGAGCUGAGAGAAUUGUUAGUGAGCGAAACUUAACCGCUAAGAUGUCUGACGAGGAGCAAGAGCAGACUGUAGCGGAGGAUUUGGUGGUCACCAAGUACAAGAUGGGGGGCGACAUCGCCAACCAGGCUCUUCGUCUGGUUGUGGAAGCAGCCAAGUCGGGGGUGUUGGUGCUCAGCCUCUGUGAGAAGGGGGAUGCCUACAUCAUGGCAGAGACUGGAAAGGUCUUCAAGAAGGAAAAGGAAAUGAAGAAAGGCAUUGCAUUUCCCACCAGCGUCUCAGUCAAUAACUGUGUUUGCCACUUCUCUCCCCUGAAGAGUGACCCUGACUACACACUUAAAGAUGGUGAUCUGGUCAAAAUAGAUCUAGGGGUUCAUGUUGAUGGCUUCAUUGCCAAUGUUGCUCACAGUUUUGUUGUGGGAGCUAGUAAGGAGAAUCCAGUCACAGGCCGCAAAGCUGAUGUAAUCAAAGCGGCCUAUCUGUGCGCAGAAGCAGCUCUUCGCCUUGUUAAGCCUGGUAACCAGAACACUCAAGUGACAGAAGCCUGGAACAAGAUUGCACAGUCAUUCAAAUGCUCGCCAAUUGAAGGUAUGCUGUCUCAUCAGCUGAAGCAGCAUGUUAUAGAUGGAGAGAAGACCAUCAUUCAGAACCCAACAGACCAGCAAAGGAAGGACCAUGAGAAGGCAGAGUUUGAGGUACAUGAAGUUUACGCCGUGGACGUUUUGAUUAGCAGUGGAGAAGGGAAGGCCAGAGAUGGAGGUCUGAGAACCACCAUUUAUAAGAGGGACCCUAGUAAGCAGUAUGGACUGAAGAUGAAAACGUCCCGUACUUUCUUCAGCGAAGUGGAACGACGCUUCGAUGCCAUGCCCUUCACUCUCAGGGCGUUUGAGGAUGAGGCCAAGGCCCGUCUGGGUGUGGUGGAGUGUGCCAAACAUGAACUGCUACAGCCCUUCACUGUGCUGCAUGAGAAAGAAGGAGAGUUUGUAGCUCAGUUUAAGUUCACGGUGCUGCUGAUGGCCAACGGGCCUCACAGAAUCACCAAUGGACCUUUUGAUCCAGAGCUCUACAAGUCAGAGUAUGAAGUUCAGGAUCCAGAGCUAAGGACCUUACUACAGAGCUCUGCAAGCCGUAAGACACAGAAGAAAAAGAAAAAGAAGGCCUCAAAGACAGCAGAAAAUGCAGCUGGACAGCCAACGGAGGGCACAGAAGCAGCAACAGAGUAAAGAGAUAUUGCCUCUCCAUACACGCAAGACUCCAAAGAGAAGCAAGAGAGGACAUGAGAAACUGCUUGUCAUAUCCCUAAUAGUUGGUUUCACAAAUUAAACCAGUGAAUUUAUUAGAACUUUGGAAUCAGUUCAAUAUUUGAUGAUCCCACAGGGACAUUCAACCCUUUACUGCAGUAAUCAAAGUACCAUAGAAGGAUUUUUUUUUUUUUGUAGGAAGUAGACUGCAUAUAGUUUUCACACCUUUGAAAAGACUUGUUGCCACAUGGUUUAUGCAUGAAUGAUGCUUGUUUUAAAAAUCCAAAUUUGUAACUUUUUUUUAAAACGCCCUCAAUGCUUUAAUUUUUGCAGCUGAUAAUUUCCUUUUAAGUGACAUGUCAAUGGGAGUGGAUCAGAUUGUUUUUGAUUUCUAACUAGGAAUACAUUUCAUCUCACUGUAAAGGCACCAGCCUAUCUGAGGCCACCAUGUAUUCCCUGUUGGGAUGGGAUGUUUCCCUCUGGCAACAAAAUUAAGUCAAGGUACAAACUUGUUCAUAGUUAAACAAAAAAAUGCAUUGUCAAAAUGAAGAUGCAGAUUUUUUUGUGAUAGACAACUUUGUCACCUUGUAAAAGUGGAAAGACAGGAUGACAGUUGCUGUGUUAUUUCAACAAUUACGACAUAAAAGCAUUUAAUCGAACAAUUUUUCUUGAAUAUACCAUGCAGUAAAGGGUUAAAUUACUCUCCCUCUUCAGAUAGCAAAUAAUGUUAAAUUUUAAGAAAAAGUGACUCAAAAGUGAUGAAUUGUAAUUUUAUAUAAUGAGGGUUUAUGGUUGCUCUUCUCAUGACCUAACCACAUGUUUAGGUCAAACUACAGUGUUUUAACCACACUAGAUUUUUUUUAAAGCAAUAAACUGAGCAGAAGACUGGAAUAUUUCUAAGUC
Messenger RNA from Monopterus albus (swamp eel), 2267 nucleotides. RefSeq names its product proliferation-associated 2G4, a (gene pa2g4a). The transcript has 13 exons. The record is from RefSeq and is a predicted model, not a curated record. NCBI's taxonomy places the organism in Eukaryota, Metazoa, Chordata, Actinopteri, Synbranchiformes, Synbranchidae. Bases 168 to 1346 code for a protein of 392 amino acids.